This is a messenger RNA of Suillus clintonianus, 1785 nucleotides long. Its product is annotated as cytochrome P450. NCBI's taxonomy places the organism in Eukaryota, Fungi, Basidiomycota, Agaricomycetes, Boletales, Suillaceae. The transcript is spliced from 12 exons. The record is from RefSeq and is a predicted model, not a curated record. Gene Ontology annotation, molecular function: heme binding; iron ion binding; oxidoreductase activity, acting on paired donors, with incorporation or reduction of molecular oxygen. The coding region runs from base 1 to 1665 and encodes 554 amino acids.
AUGGGUGUGUCGCAAAGCACGCACUACGGCAGGGACAUUUGGCAUGCCUUGAAGGACCUCUGCCUCUCAGUGUCCCUAACAAGUUCAACGACACAUGUCUCAGCUCUGAUACUGAUGUCCCUCUAUCUCCUGCAAGUGUAUCGCCGAAACCGACGAGCGACACGCAUACGAGGACCUCAGAGCCCAAGUUGGGUGUUUGGCUGGUCCAAGACAGUGCUAGAUUCUACCGCCACUACUGAACUAUACGAACGUUGGGCCACAGAGUAUGGUCCAGUGUACAGGGUCCCCCUCGCCUUGGGAGAGUCCAGGGUCAUACUAUGGGACCCAAAAGCGAUCUCUCAUUUCGUCGCAAGAGACACGUUGUUAUAUGACCAAACUCCAUUCAACAAGCUCGCCAUUAGCAUAACUGCUGGACGAGGAAUUUUGUGGUCCAAUGGUGAAAGUCACAAAAGGCAACGCAAGGCUCUCAACCCUGCCUUCAGCGCGGCUGCCAUCCGUAGCUUGACAUAUGUUUUCCAAGAUGCAGCUCACAAGGCAGCGAUCGCUUGGGACGCUGAGAUAGGAUCGAACCAGGGCGGUCAUUGCGCUGUAAUUGACGUUCAACAAUGGAUGAAUCACAUUACACUUGAUAGCGUGGGCAUAGCCGUCCUGUCCCAUGACUUCCGUGCACUCGAUGGAAAUGAGUCUGAUGUCCAGUACGUCCUGAAUGCGGCUAGUUCAGCUACCAAUGCUUCCCAAGACCUGGCCAUCCUUGCACAAAAUUUUCCUUCCAUCCUGAAGCUGCCAUUGCCUCACACACGGUUCUUCAAGAAGCUGACCCUGAGUCUUGGUAAAAUAUGCAACGAGACGAUAUCGCGGUCGCGCAAGGAAAAAGAGGCUGGCGGCACCGGGCAGGGGGACAAAUCAUGCUUGGGUUUGCUCUUAAAAGCGGAGGAUUCUGGUGAGAGCGCGGGGCUGACUUACGAAGAAGUGCUAGCCCAGGUAAGGGCUCUACUUCUCGGCGGCUUCGAGACUACUUCAGUCAGCAUGACAUGGGCUUUGAUAGAACUUGCGCGGAAUCCAGACAUUCAGACGAAGCUUCGCGACGAGUGUCUAGACUUUGGGUCAACCCCCUCAUAUGACGACCUCACAAAUAAGCUUCCAUACCUGGACGCUGUAGUGAGUGAAGUUCUUCGGCUCCAUCCGUCGAUCAAGGAACUUGCACGAUCGGCUCUGGAAGAAGACGUGAUCCCGCUCAGUGAACCCAUGCGUACGGCGGCCGGUGAUUUUACUGACAGCGUAUGCAUCCCAAAGGGGACAGAAAUCGUUAUCCCGCUGGCGGCGCUCAAUUGCUCAGUUAGUAUGUGGGGGCCUGGCGCGAAGGUGUUCAAACCUUCCCGGUGGCUCAAUGAGGACAAGGACACGCCUGGGGGCAGAGAAGCACUGCAUGGCUAUCGUCAUUUAAUGACAUUUGGCGAUGGCCCGCGGAUGUGCUUGGGUCGAGUAUUUGCAUUGACAGAGUUCAAGUCUGUGAUGUUCGUGCUUAUGCGAAACUUCGUGUUUGAGAUGGCGGAUAGCCCUGGAGUGGAGAUUGUGGAGAGUUUUGGGCUUCUGCCGAGACCGAGUGUGGUUGGAAAUGCUGAUGCUGGAAGUAUGCCUCUUCGCGUACGCCGCUAUGAGGUUUGAUUGUUGUCUGCAGCUAUGUAAUACCACUGUAAAUAACCCUGUAACAGAACUGCGUGUCAAUCUCGGGGUGUACCUAUAUACAUGGGCUGGAGUGGUUUUCGCGCAUUUGCAGGUCCAGUG